AUGGCAUAUCGAAACAAACAGCCUCGACAGCUCAACUUCAGUGGGCUAUUAGUCAAACACCGAAUCGACAAUCACAUAUUAGAGAGCCAACCCGGCACCAUCGUCGAGAAUUCCCAUCUCCCCAUCUACCCCCAGCUUGGUGGUGGAGCCACUGCCCACAGCGACACCAGCCUCGGCAACUUUGAGACCAUCGUCGAAGACUAUCCGAACGAGACGCUCGAAACCCAGGGCCAACGCCGCCGUCCCGAGACAGCAGGCCCCUCAGCGAAAACUGACGGCCAAAGAAGCUUGGCUCAUUCGAUCAUCUCCAGACGACCCAAGCCCAAUCCUUUAAAGCAGUUCAGCGUCGACUCGGCUCACUCGUCAAUUCUCCCAUCUCGCUCCGCCGCCGACCCAUCUCUUACACCGUCCCAAUCACCAACCUCACAACGGAUAGCAUUUCUACCGAAGCCCAAGAGAGGCUACAGUGCUGCCACCGUCACAUUCGCCACACCUGAAUCCCAUCGUGACCCCGAAACGAAUGGUCAUUCCCCCAGAGGCCCAAGAUCCAAACUUAGCUAUAGUGAACACGACAGCAAUUACCUCGUCAUCACUCCUACGUCUUUUUCCAGUGAAUGCACUCCUCCUAAAUCCCGCUCUUACUUUGCCAACCAUUCCCCAUCGGCGACUCCGACUUCCGCCAGAAGAACUUCACUCUACUCGCUUUCACCUCAAAAACACUGUCAAGAAACUUCCUCAACAGACCCAGACAUAGCCACCUCUCCUACCUCAUACACCACUCAACGUGCCAAUUCCUCAGCCAGUUACGGUCUACAGCUUGACUAUUCCGUCGCAUCAGCAUCAACAGACCUGAGAGCUCCAACGGGUUCUACUUCUUCACUCUCACUCUCCUCCCUGUCCCGCACCUCGACAGAUCACCAUCUAAACCUCGUCUCCCCAGCAUUAGCUAGUCCUUGGCCUGUCCCCCCCUCAUCCGCACACUCAACUUCCCCCUUUCCAUCCGGUUGGCCUAGAAAAUCAGCCACUUAUUAUCCGCUCCGUACUUGGUCUAACGCUCCUAGGCCAGACCCCUCUCUCCUUGCGUCCGCACGAAACCCCUCUUCGGCUCUUGCCUACCUCGAUCUCUCUUCGGCGCCAAUGCCUCUGACAACGGAACAUUCCAUUGUUCUACAAAGUCCCAGCUUAGCAGCCAAUAGUCUUUCUGCUUCCGAUGGGGAUCCGUUGACUCCAAGCAAACAUGUUGGUUCGACUGGUUAUGAUUCCAUUUCACGUCGCACUCGCCCGGCAAGCUUGAUGAGUCACACAAGCACUGCUAGCAGAGAUACUCUCUACGAAGAUGCACCCGAUAAGGCAGAAUGGAUGGACAUUGACAGCGGAGAUGCUUAUGAUGAUCUUGCAAAGACGGAGGACACCGUUAGGAAGAUUAGUCAACGGUUAUCCAUGUUGAAUGGAAUAGACGCAGUCACUCUUGCUGCUGAGGCUAAAUCUCGAUAUCAUGCCAAGUCCGAAAACGGAAGAUCUCAAGACUCAACCACUGGCAUCCGGACAAGCCUGUCCUCGGUCAACUAUCUCCUGCGCUGUACUUCUCCUCAAUUUACUGAUCAACAUCCUAACCCUUCAAAUCGGGAUUCUUACGAAAGCUCGAAGACUGCGUCCUCAUCAAAAUCCCAUUUUGACUUUGAUGGUAAUUCAUCUCGCUCCAGUAUUGGCAUGGAUCGGCUUUCUUUGGGCGGCGUCCCACUCUUUACUCGCGCCAGCCUCUCUCGUGACGACAAGGAGGAAGAGAGACCAGGCUCCAGGAAAGAACAGCUGCGGCGAGUCGAUGACGAAGAGUUGGAACCGAUUCCGGAAGCGCCGGACUUGGAAUCGGAUGCGGCCUAUGGGAUCAGAAUCACGCGCUCUCCAACCAGCAUGAGCGGAAGUUACAGGCGGCGUCUCAAGCCACUCAUCUUACGAUCUACUCCCUCCAACACUAUCAGUUCUAGAACGCGGACUUAUAUCCACGACUCGUCUGUGAGAAACUCACAAUCAUCAGGAUCUGCAAGUCCGCCCCAACCCAGCUAUGAGACAAAUUCUUCUCUUGCUACGAAUAGCGACCCUUGGGACUCCAGCCAGAAAAGUACUGACGACGUUACGUUGAAGGACCCAGACGGAACAAUGGGUGGACAGUCUGUCCCGGAAUCUCAAGAGCCGGCUCCGUCACAACGAUCAGAUCAGCAGAGUGAUCAUGUUGUUGAGAAUCUGAAUGUUCCUAUACAAUCCAAUGAUGCUUCGCAGGAAUCAAUUAUUGCAAACCCAGCCACCAAGCCUCCAAUUUCUGGAGCUGUGAAACAAACAACGGGACAAGACAAAAUUGAUGAGAUCCCUGUCAUCCAAGUGUUGAAGCCGAGGUCGGGCACGUUCGGGAUGGGUUCUAGUAACACUAACUUGAUGGUGCAGAACCAACCAUCUGCCACGAUGGGCAAAGAAUCUUUGGUAACACUGACUAUCGAUGAAGUUCCACGAAUACCAACCGAAACCCAGCAGAAUAUGCCUCACGUGGAACAUGCUAAGGUCUACUCGGACAAUUCAUUCGCUCCCAAAAAUUCGUUCAAGAGCCUCAGUCCCAUCAAAACCCAGAUGCUUCCGUCCGCUCGGAGACGUGUUAGCUCACACAAUUCCAUUCAGACAGGUACUUGUGAAGACAUUACGCUAGUCAGCGCACCAGGCAAGGAACAUUUCCCGUCGAGCACUGCCACCAGCCAUCGAAAGCGAUGCCUCUCGAGCCUUUGCAUGCCGAAGUCCUCCCCGCGAAGUGCAGACAGGGGCAUAUCUGCGGCCUCGUAUUCCGCGGCCAAACUAGCCGAAAGGAAGAGCUCGCACUCGACAACCUCUUCCGGUCCGAAGACGCCCGACACAAUCAUCAUUACCGGCCCGCCGGCCCCGAACCAGGUGUCGACGGAGGAGCCCAGUGCCCAAUCAAGCAGUGCCGAGCAGGUUCAACAGUUCUCAGGUCUCGCCGCAGCCAAGCUUGACCCGCCUGCCCGGAAAAGCAGACUGUUCUUGUCCCUUACUCGCAUGCAGGCCCGGGACGCCAAGCUGCUCGACCUCACCGGUAUCAACAGCCAUCAGGCUCACUCCUCCGAAGAUUGCAGGUCCCUCAACGAAGCCCAGGAGCAAGCCAGACUUGUCCAGGGAAAACUCAAGCGGAUCUCGAGGCCCACGCUCCUACAUGGAGAAGACGAACGCGUGGCCCUCUGGGGAAUGAUUUCGAAUGGCAAACUCUCACCUAAUUCUCACAAAUAG
This is a messenger RNA of Puccinia triticina, 3285 nucleotides long. RefSeq lists its product as uncharacterized. The record is from RefSeq and is a predicted model, not a curated record. Lineage: Eukaryota; Fungi; Basidiomycota; Pucciniomycetes; Pucciniales; Pucciniaceae. The transcript is spliced from 4 exons. The coding region runs from base 1 to 3285 and encodes 1094 amino acids.